Molecule: messenger RNA, 2751 nt
Organism: Vitrella brassicaformis
Lineage: Eukaryota; Vitrellaceae
Source: the annotation of a GenBank genome assembly
CUUUCACUCAGUGCGUCUUGAGCUACUCUCGGCGAAACAAGUGGGCGGAGGGGCUUGUCUUUGGCUACUAUCCUUGCUUGACUCGCAAAUUCAUCUUCCUGGACAAGGCUAGGCUUGAUGUGCUAGCAGGGACUGCCUGCCUGCCGAAGAGUGUUACAUUUGUUUCUGAGGCCCUUCUCUAUCGGCGACCAUUGUGACUAGAGAAGGGCGGGAGAGUUCACAUCAUCGGCUGAAGUGUCCUCGGCGAGACACCCUGAAUCUCCUCGACGAGACAUCCUGUCAUCUCUUCGCUUCGUUGGUGGCAGGCUGAUAACAUACACGCCCCUGCCCUUCUCUAAUGGCCGUGAUUUCGACAUCGUUAUGGGAGAUUGCUCCGUUAGAACGAGCAUUGACGGGACGAAACGUGUGGUCGUACCGUCUCCAGCAGGCAACACAGGGAUGGCUUGUUCGUCUGUCUCUUCCGGGACGGGCCGCUCGAACAGCCACGAAAGGGCUGAUUCCUCUGGAUAGACCGUCGACAGCCGCUCACUGGUUUCGACAGUUUCCUUCCUGCCCUUCCUCUUUUCUUUUAUCUUCAAGUCCACCACGCCUGGUGGCGAUGGUAAGGGACGAAGAGGGAUGCGCUUCAACGGCCGAGACGGGCGGGAAAGGCGGAUGAUAUGCGUUCUUUUCUUGCACUCAUGUGCGAAAGGUCCCAUUCUCGAGUAGGUGAACUGCAGCACAGCCCGAGAGGUCCCCUCGGUGGCCGCUUUGCCACUUCAGUGUUGUUCCCAUGCUUCAUCAGGUACACCGGGACGAGGGGGCUCGUGGCUUGCAGAAAGAAGGCAGGGAACACGAUAGGAGCAGCUGAAACCGUUUGGAAACACGACGUAUCGUUUUUCCAGAUGCAGUAGAAACGCAGGAGCCAGAGGAGGUGCAGCAAGACCAUGGCUAUACCGACUGCGCCAACAAGCAUUGGAAUGGCACUGUGGCUCCUUGGGUCCUUGCGGAACACAGCUGAAGAAGCAGAAGACACCAAGGAAGAUGAAAUCGCCUCAGGCACGGUGUCUUCAUACCUGGUAGUGCUUCUCUCCGCAGCGGCCAUCCACAUGCGAUCUUCUUUGACAUCAAGAUAAGACCGUCGUUCCUGUGUGUGACCCGAAUCCCCUGUGGUGUGGCCUCAUUGCCUUCAUCUGUGUCAGCGAUUGCUGUGCUCCAUCCCUUAAGAGAGCACAAGGAGGUCUUAAUAUCGUAUAUCACCGCUCCGCAUCUCCCAUCGCGCAUGCACCACUGAUUACACUGCGUGAGCGUGUCGGCGUCGUUGGACCACAGGGUACCGCCGCGGGAGAGGAAGGAGAGGUCUCUCUCCUCAGCAAGACACCAACGGACUGGAACGAUCAUGAGAGAGAGAGAUACGAGAGACGAAGGGAGGAAGAAAGGAAGGAAAGAGCAAUGAGGGGCUUACCACAGUAUCUUGGUCCGGAAGUGCCGUUGGGGUGUCGCACCUUUGCGUCUUCAACAUGUGAGAAUAUCUUGCACUCGUGAGGCUCUGUGAAGGAGAAAUGGCGGCAUUGAGGGUGAGCCUGGCAGGUCCGCUGGCAGUCCGUGGGCGACGAUAUUGGGAAGGAGGGAUAGUCCAGGUGACCCAGUACAGGAUGGGUUCGAGGUACAGUCAACUCGCCAUCUGGCGAAGGCUGGUAACGAAUCGACCUCUCGUGGCAGAAUAUCUGGCCUGCAGAAGGGCUGAAAUCCCGCAGACCGUCCCAAAAUGCACGGUCUUUCUACCGUAUGGGUCUGGUAGUGUGGUAACAUCUGAGUGCAUCAGCGCAAUCGUCAGCCGGCCAUCGUUUUGCUCUACUGCCGUCUUCCUAAAGUCGCUCCGACUGAGAAGGAAUGAGGAUUCAAGCAGCACCCAGUCGCCACCCUCCCACGAUUCUAGAAGUCUGCCACUCUCAGAGAAAUCCUCCUCGUAGAGAGGUAUGAACUGUCGCGUAUCGUGUUCAUAGGAGGAAACUCGCACCCAAUCGAAUUCUGCCUUUCCAGGCAGACAUCUUUCGUCGAAUGACCCUCCCCAAUCCUCGAUAUAGGGGUGGACUGCCCAUACGGACUGCUGCACUUCCAUUGGCUUGGAGGGGAUCCUCACGCUUUUAUCAGCACUCGACACAUAUCUGGAUUCAAAAAGCCGGAGACCGUGUGUCGUUGCCGUCGAUGGCACUGCUUGAACUAACCUGAUUUCGUUGCCGUCGAUGAGCCAUUUGACAUAGUCUGGCGUCCAGUCGAUGGCGAAUGUGUGAUACUUCUCGGCGAACGACUUUUCAUCGGGGCUGCCGUGCAGCUGUUGAGAAAAUAUUCGGUUGCCGGCUUCACCUCCGAUGAUAUUGCUUUGAAAAUGGUACGCCUCGUCCUUUCCGAGAACCUCUAUGUCGAUCUCUUGCCACUCAUUGUCGUCUUCCUCACUUUUUCUCUUAUACAGAAAGAAUGACACCACCACGCCACUACAGUUGAUGGCGCGAAACCGCGACUCGAAUCGACCGUACAGGUAGACGUCCUUGGAUAUUGCCCCUCCGCCCUGCAGGCGUUUCUGACAGCCGCCCCACCUCCCGUCGAAAAUCAAGCCCCCAUCCUCAGCAGCAGAAGGGCACUGAGAAGCGACCAACGUCACGCACAAGGCCUCCAACCACACACAUUUCACCAGCCGACCCAUGGGGAUCUCCUCGGCUCCCAAACAAAGAAAGUACUGCGUAUUUUGUCUGGACUCGAGGUCAGACGCAC